Fusarium redolens is the source of this 550-nucleotide messenger RNA. RefSeq lists its product as uncharacterized. NCBI's taxonomy places the organism in Eukaryota, Fungi, Ascomycota, Sordariomycetes, Hypocreales, Nectriaceae. The annotation marks the transcript as partial. The transcript has 2 exons. The record is from RefSeq and is a predicted model, not a curated record.
GCCCAGAAGAAUGAUGUUUGUGCGCCGAAUCGUUCUUGAGUCAUUUCCGGUCAAUUCGAAAUUUACCACAAACUUGGAACGACCACACAGUAAAGUAAAACUUGUUCCCAUUGUUCACUUUCAGCACCAAUGUGUCAUUUUCACAUUAAUAAAUGCAACGAAUGCAACGUCGAUGUUGUUGAAUGUGACACAGAAUGUCGUGCCUCAGAGGAACGGAAACAGCUUUGCUCUGUGAACGAGGCUACUUCCACAACUAAAAGGAAAACAAGGCGCUGCACGGAUUGUGUCGAGAUUACAUCGCCCGCAGCCUCGGAGUUAAACGACAGCGAAAGCGGAAGCGAUAACUACAGCACCAGCGAUAUAAUUAGUUGAGUGACAUUUGUGUCAUUGCAGAGGAAAUGGUCAUUACAAUGGAGAAGCUAGCAGAGAAAGCUAUCUUAGGCACAAACAGCAGGCUCCAGAACGCAGGAAAUAUUAUUAGACGUCACCUCAGAUUACCAACACCCAUAAGAUCCAUGCAAAGUGUAACAUUACAGUAUUAAUUACAAGA